AUCUAUACAGGGAGGAAGCGGAUUUGCAAGGCGGGGGCUAGUUGCUUAUUUCCAGUAGGGGCGGAACUUUGACGAGGUGCUUGGGGAGGCGGGCUGAAGACAGCAUGGAUACCACUCAGGAGACAAUUCGCUUGGGAAAGCGCUGCUUUGUUGGCAACCUUGCUUGGAAGACGUCCUGGCAGGACCUCAAAGACAAGUUCAGGGAGGCUGGCAACGUUGUGUACACAAAUGUUAUGCGCGACGACGAUGGCCGGUCCAAGGGCUGGGGUAUUGUGGAGUUUGAGACUCCUGAAGAGGCGCUUCAUGCCAUUCAGAGCCUGAACGGUGCUGAGCUGGGCGGUCGGCGCAUCCUGGUUCGCGAGGACCGUGAGGACCGCGACAUCAAGCAGCUUAUUGGUUCAACUGAGGUUCAGCGUGCUCCACGUCCUGCUCGCGGUGGUGGCCGCAGCUCUGCCAAUGGCGGUCGUGGAGCUGGACGCGGGCGCGUUGGCGCUGCCGCCGAGGGCGCUGGCGAGUCUAGUGGGCUACAGAUUGUGGUCCAAGGGAUUCCAUGGUCAUACACGUGGCGUGAGCUCAAGGACAUGUUUGCGGAGAUCGGCAAUGUGGAGCGCGCAGAUGUGGUCACAAGCUCCGACGGCCGCAGCCGGGGCUACGGUACUGUCAAGUUCACAACGAAGGACGCGGCAGAGGCGGCUGUCACACGCUUCCACGAGAGCGAACUUGAAGGCAGGCGGCUCGCUGUGUUCAUUGACCGCUACCAGUGAACCCGUUCGCUAGAGGCCCAUGCUAUAUCGGCGUAGCGGACAUAACCGCAAGAUUCAUCUUGUUAAUCGCCAGCCAGGGAUUUACGAAUUGACAGCGGAUGAACGUGCAUUGAUGCAGGUGGGCAAUUCGGAAGUGAAGCAGGGCCCUAGCGCGCACAUUGUUACGUGUGUAGUUAGCAGCCCCUUGACCUAGGCUGUACAGGACCUGAUCGUCUAGUGGUGAAGGUUUCAGCGGCCGAAUUCGCUGUCAUUUUACCCAAGGAUUCGUGGUUAAGGAUGUCUCGGUUGCGAACGUGUGCAACAUGCCGACACGUGCUCGUGGGCUUGGGACAGGUUUGUGACCGUGUCAGUCACAACCCCAUGUGACGCGACCGUAGAUGGUACAUGGAUUGUUGUGCUGUAUGGUGGUAUCGAUGACUCCGUGUGAUAUGCUGAGGUGUGGAUACUAAUAGCGGCGAGCUAUGCACCUACACGACUGUGCAGGGCUUUUGGCGCUUACGGUGGAUGCAUGGUGGCAUACCGCAGCAAUUAGCCACACGUUUCGUUCGUAUCUUUCAUUGAACCGGGCGCACACCACCCUAUUUAGGCGUGCCGCCUCAUAUCUCAGUGCUUUCAGGACCUUCAUGGGUCUUCACCGAUUCCGAAGCCCCAUGUGCAUCAUCAUAUGCUACUAUGAUCGCGGCAACUGCUGUAACAACAUAUCGCGAUUUAUGAAGGUGAUGUAAGGCGAAGGAGUGGAGAUUCUUGCUAUGCUGACACCAACACUGGGUUGCACGGCAGAUGUGUUACCUGUUGUACGAGGUGUCUAAUGCAGGAACUUCGCGAUCACGCCGCUGUGGCGCAAUUGACUGUGAUUGUUGUAAGCGGUGUCAGACGUGGGCUGUCAGCAUUUGCUGCUUCCUUUAGAAUUUUAAAGAAGCGUUGGAAAUACAUAGUACACAACUGCCACAACAAGGCACGUCUGACUGGACUGUUGUGAUCCAUAGUGAUUCGGGCACUAGGUUGCGUACCUGAGCGAAGCAGGGAAGGUCUGAAUUUGUAUGAUUUGAGGAAUCUCACCAUAUAACUGUAAAUGGAAGGGCUAAUAAUUAGGAAUGACGAACAUGUGCGUGCAAUUGCUAAAACCCGUUUUACAAGAGUGUACCUG
Molecule: messenger RNA, 1911 nt
Organism: Volvox carteri f. nagariensis
Lineage: Eukaryota; Viridiplantae; Chlorophyta; Chlorophyceae; Chlamydomonadales; Volvocaceae
Exons: 5
Coding region: 105-764 (219 amino acids)
Cellular component (GO): nucleus; cytoplasm
Molecular function (GO): mRNA binding
Source: RefSeq, a predicted model, not a curated record